Molecule: messenger RNA, 5589 nt
Organism: Hemicordylus capensis (graceful crag lizard)
Lineage: Eukaryota; Metazoa; Chordata; Lepidosauria; Squamata; Cordylidae
Product: zinc finger protein 82-like
Exons: 4
Coding region: 156-2825 (889 amino acids)
Biological process (GO): negative regulation of transcription by RNA polymerase II
Molecular function (GO): DNA-binding transcription repressor activity, RNA polymerase II-specific
Source: RefSeq, a predicted model, not a curated record
GCAGCGGCAGCCCGCGUCGCCCUUCCGAGCCCGGGGGCGGAGGCUCCCCCUCCUCCCACGCAGACUCAGGCGGCGCACUUCCUGCCUGAUCUCCUCCGGCGUUGCAACUGCCCCAGAUAAAGCGAAGUUCGCUCCGUCCCAGAGCCGGGCUGAGCAUGGCGAGGAGGAGCAGCAGCAACAGCGCCGCGAGCGCCAGAGGCCGUUGCCGGGGUGCGAUGGCGGGAGGCUGCGGCUCAAAGGUACCUGUGAGGUUUGAGGAUGUAACUGUUUAUUUCUGCAAGGAAGAGUGGAAGAUGUUAGAGGAAUGGCAGAAGGAGUUGUACUGGGAAGUGCUGGAGGAGAAUUAUGAAGCUUUGCUUCUUUUGGGGCUUCCGGUCACCAAGUCUGACAUUCUGGCAUGGUUUGAACAAGGUGAACAUCAGAACCUCAAAAGAAUGCAAGCAUCCGGAGUGGGUGAUUCUUCUGGAAUCUCUUGCACAACAGACAAGAAACUCUUACAGAGUUGCUGUAAAGAAUAUACUGAACAGGUGGGAUCUCUCAGGAUGUUUCAUGGCAGAUGUAAGGAAGGCAUGGCCCAACAUGGUGGUGGCAAAGGAACUGAACCUUGGCUUGUGUCUUCAGCGCAUCAAGGGAGGUCUGUGAGAAAUAAGCCUCUUCAACAUACUGAGUACAGAGAGGGGACUUAUGGGUUGAAUGCACAUGCCAUUUCUCCAAGAGGAGCACCAAAGCCAUAUAAAUGCAGCGUGUGUGGCCAGAAGUUCCGGUUGAAAGAGCUGCUUCGAAUACAUCAGCGGGCCAGCAUGAAGAAUGUGUUCUGCCCUUGCCCUGAAUGUGGGAUGUUAUUUCCUAGCAACUCACAUCUAAGAAUGCACCAGAGGAUCCACAAUUGUACAAGCACAAGAAAUGGGAGAACCUCUCUGGUACGUGCUCAGCUGAAUCGCCUGCAGGAGAGCCAAGCAGAGGAGAAGUUACUCUUAUGUGCAGACUGUGGGGAGAACUUCUCCACAUACCUUAGUCUCCUCCUGCACCAGAAAAAUCAUGUCCAGGCAAAGCCCCAGCUGUGUGCUCAGUGUGGGGUCAUCUUUAUGUACCAAAGUGACCUGGAGAUGCAUGAAGAGAGCCACCUUGAGGAAGCACUGUGUGAAUACGCUGCAUGUGGAAAGAACUGCAUUUGUGAGUGUUCCCUCCAGCUGCAUUUUGCAUCCCGCCUCAGGAAGUGCAUGGAGAACAGAGAGACUGGUGGUUCACAGGACCACAAGCCGUUACACCAGGGAAAACACAGCAAAGAGGAGAAACCUUAUUCAUGUGAUCAGUGUGGGUUGAAGUUCAUAUUAGAAGUUAAUCUGGAGAUGCAUCACAGAUAUCAUCACGAGUUGCUGCUGAAACGUAAGCUAAAUUAUAUGAAGGAUGUGUCCUUUCCUUGUUCUGAGUGUGGGAUUCAUUUUCCUAGUUGUUCACACCUACGAAUGCACCAGUGGGCACACAUUCGUGAACUCACAGACAGUGAGAGCAUAUCUCUCGUGCACGUUCACCCAUCUCACUUGCAGGGGAGCCAAGCAAAGAAGCUGCACCUCUGUGCAAGCUGUGGGAAGAGCUUCUCCAGGUACCUUGGCCUCCUCCAGCACCAAAAAGCUCAUGAUGAAGCAAAGCCCCAGCCAUGUGCUCAAUGUGGCAUCAUCUUUAUGUACCAAACCGACCUGGAAAUGCAUGAGGAGAACCACCUUGAGGAAGCAUUGUGUGAAUAUGCAGCAUGUGGAAAGAACUGCAUUUGUGAGUGUUCCCUCCAGCUGCAUUUUGCAUCCAACUCUGGGAAGCACAUGGGGGAAAGAGAGAGCGAUUCACAGGGCCAUCAGCCGCUGCACCAGGAAACACACAGCGAAGAGGAGAAACCCUUUUUAUGUUGUCAGUGUGGGUUGUUGUUCAAACUCAAAGUCAAUCUGGAGGCACAUUACAGAUACCAGCACAAAGAGUUGCUGCUGGAACAUAAGUUAAACGGCACUUUUCAGACCCCUCUUUUGUUUCACUGGAAGUUUCAUGCCAAUCAGGAAUACAAGCAAUCCGUCCCAGGCAGCAGUCGUGAUGACUCCUGGAGUUCUUGUUCUCCAUCUCAGGUUUCUUGUACAGAUUGUGGCAAGUGGUUUGCCUCGGAGUCCAGACUCCACAAGCAUCGGGAGAAGCACAAAGCAAAGGGGCAUCGAGGUGCAGCUAAGAAUGGCAAGCGAGUAGUAUUUGCCAGAGGUGCUGGUGGUUCCACAAUGGCUUCUGUGACAAAGAAGCUGCACAAAUGCCAGGAGUGCGGAAAGAAGUUUGUCUACAAGUGGCAACUGAUCUCUCACCUGAAAGGCCACACGGACGAAAAAUGCUACCAGUGUCCUCGCUGUGGAAAAAAAAUUGAGCAUGAAGCUAGUCUCAGGGAACACUGUCGGAAGCAUGCAGAAGAAGAAAGGGCUUAUCAAAGGGACAAGCAAUGGGAGAGCUCCAGUGCUCUGGCCGAUGCGGUGAAUGAUGCAGAAGGAAAGCAGCUUUGCCAAUGUGGUGUAUGUGGGAGAAUCCUCUCAAAGGGUUACCUCCCUGACCACUGGGCAUUUCAUUCAGGCCUGAGAUACAAGUGUCUUUUGUGUGGGAAAAUAUGUAACUUCAGGAGUGGGGCUUCUUUUCACAUCAAGCACCACAGGAAAGCAGGGGAUUUUUCUGCAUGUCCCAAAUGCAGGAAGAAAAAGAACUGUUUAUGCAUUAUGGAAAGAUUUUACAUUGAUCCAGGACCACAGCACCGGCCUGGCCUGGAAGGAACUCGUCCUCCUAGUGAAGGCUAUCCAGGGAAAUAGCUUUCCAAAGCAUGGAAAGAGCCCCCUUUCCAACAGUCACCAUCAUUUCAAACAUGACCUCUCCAGAAGGAAGAAGAGCAAUCGGGCCGAAUGUGAAAAGAACCAUUGUCGGAAAUCUGAGCUGAAACCAUAUUGGAAUAGCUUCCCAAAACCUUUCAAAUACACAGACUGUGGGGGAAUAUUUGCCUGCAUGGCCCAUCUGAUAACCUAUCACAGCAUGCACCUAAGCAAACAACCCUUCCAGUGUGCUGAAUGUGGCAAGAGUUUCACCCAUAGAUGUUACCUCAACAUACACUGGGGAAAAAAACAUGCUCAAGAGUGUGAGAGUGCCUGUGGAGAAAUGGAGGUGUUUGGUGGUUGAGAAGGAGUCAUGCAGGAGACAAGACUAGUAAGAGAGAAUAGAGGGGCAGGGCGUGGGAAUUCGGGAAGUGAGAACCCAUCACCAAGGAGCUUUUCACUUCACCCUGCAUAGAAGGGAGGGAUCUCUGCUUGAGCAAAGUGAAACAAUUCCUCUAGAGCGUCUUAAUUCAGAACAGAGGCCCCUUCAGUUUGCACUGGGUGCAAGGGACUUGUGUUCCUUUCAGUCUGCUCCGAGUUCCUUAUGUAAAUCUGCAUCCUUUCUCCUUCCCUGAAUGGCUGCCUUUUCGAUCACUCCCCCAAAGACAGACAGCCUUGUGGUUCGAUUUGACUACAGUGUAGAAAAGCCAUAAACUUGUGCCUCCUGAAAAGAGAGAUUGCCACCAGUUAUUUUUUUAUUUUUACAUUUAUAUCCCGCUCUUCCUCCAAGGAGCCCAGAGCAUUGAAAAAUCAGUUCUUGAUUAUAGAAUAGGCUGUACUAACAUAACUUGAGUGGACUCUAGAAAAUUCCCAUGAUAAAUUCUGUGUGUAUUUCUGCCUGGUAUACAAAAUUAGUUGAAAGAGCAAUACUGUACCUGUAAUUGGUGAGUUCGAGAAAGGGGUGGUGAUGGAAAGGGAGGCAAGAGACAAAACAGAGGAGUAAUGGUCUGUGUGUCCUGCAGAAACCUCUGUAAAUAUCAGAAGCUCAGCUUGGAUGUGUUACAGUGAAUGCCCAAAAUUCAGUGAAAAUUAAAUACAUGAAUGUUAGCCAUCCUAUUUAGUCAAAUUUUAUGAGUGUUAGCAUGGUGUGCCACUGAAUAUUUGGGUUUUCCACAAAAUUAGUUUGGGAUGGUUGACUCGUUUACCUUGUAUGGUGAAGGUCAGCAUUUGCUAUAAGAUGUGUUGGAUUUCUCUUUUUAAUUUCCAAUUGGACACAAAGGUUAAAAUGUUUAUACUUUAAAAUGUUACAGUGCUGUAAAGUGUUAAAAUAUGCAGAAUUUAAUAAUCUGAUAGACUGAAUUUCAUUUGCUGUCCUUGGUGAAUAGUGAGUACAGGUGUUUCUGCAUAAGCCUUUUUCUCCCCAGCGAUAUCUCUUAAGACAACCAAUAUAUUGAACAGAAAAAAAAGAUGUGUGAGGAGGAACUGUAGAUUAAUGAUAUCCACAUUUAUUUCAAUAGUCUGCAGGUGCUCAAUUCAAUGUAGUGCAAUAUACUACCUUUCAGUAAAGAAGGCUGAAAUAUUUUAAGUGCUGUAUAAUAACAGACUAUUCAUAUUGUCUGUAUGUACAUACACUCCAUUCCCAACUUCGUGCCAAAGAAUUCAUAUUCUGCAAUUGCAAGGAAAUUAUGCUCAUUGAUGCAAAUGCUAGUUAAAUUAACCUAAUCUUGAAUUGGUGGUCAGUAUCUUUGCUAGGCCAGGGCAAUUAGUUAAGUGUUUGGCAGAAUACAGACUCUCUUCUGCAGAAGGAAAAGCCUGCUGGUAGGAGAUAAAUUCUGAGCUCAGGUGAGAACUUGGCAUGACCAGGCCAGAUCUCUCACCCUUAGAGUAAUGCAAGGAGUGUUUUCUGGUUUCAUAAUCUAUCUAAACUUUCUUAGAAGAUGGCAGUGUCUCUGCGUAUUUUUUCCUGUACUUUAGCACUCUAUGUACAGUUAGAAAGCUGAUAGGAGGAAACGGGGAUUAUUGCAAGCUUUUUGGUUUAUAAACAUGAGAAUGCCCUUGAUUUAGUCUAGUGGUUUCAGACUUGGAAGACAAUAGCUGAAAAAUAAAGAAGAUAAGGCUGUGGUGCUUCUAAAUGCUUAAAUCAACUUUGCCAACAGUGGUGAAAAGUUGUACAUGGCUAGGGAAGGAGGCUCCCUGUAAAGUCCUCCUAGAGCCCCCAUCAACCAGGUCCUUCUAGAGCCCCUGACCUACUAGGUGUAGGUUGAAGCUGGAAAAAAACUUGAGAACUGGAAUAUUCCUGUGAAUAAAAAUGUUUCCAACUGUCAUUCACGUUUUUGGGGGAAAUCAUAUUGGUGGCUUGCAGCAGAGAUCUGUGUUGGCAUUGUUUUUAUAAGCAUGCAGAUUUAGAAUGACCUAUUUAUUGCCUUAUAGAAGAGCUGCUGCUGUUGAGUGGCCAUUCAAGAUUUAAAGUGGGAAUGAUCAAGGAGAGGCAAGAGUGUUUCUUUGCUCCUGAUGCUAAUAGGAAAGUUUUGCAUUAAAUUGUUAAAAUACCAGAAAGGGGAAAUACGUUGGUUGAAGGAGCUGGUUUCAACAAUUGUGCCCAAUAAGAAGACUGUUGCAGGACCACUGAAUGUUUUGCUGAUAUAAAAAUUGUGUGGGUUAAAAGGCCUAAGAUAAUCGAACAUGCAAGACUACACUUGACCAAAAAUGUGUGAGGUUUACAAUAUCUGAAGCUUAUUCUUUUUCUGAUUAAAUAUCUUUCAGGUGG